GUAUAUCAUAUAUUCAAUUUAAUAUACGUUCUCUGGUAUUUACUUUAUUUCCUAAUUAUUCCACACCACCACAUUCUUGGCAAUAGUUGGCAACACUUUUGUAUUCAAUUCCAUCAAAGGAGAAUUUCAGUUGAUUGGAAAUUGUUGUGUUGUUUUGAAGUGUUAUAUCUGCGGCGGUCAGAUUAAUGAAAUUAGAAAAAUCUCAAAUAGUUAUAAAAAGAAUUAAAAUUUAUUGUUGCCACAAAGAAGCGAUGGAAAGAGUAUAAAUGCAAGACGUAGUGGCUAAAAAUAAAAGUGAAGUGUAGUGCAUAAUCAAUUGAAAAGAAUGAAAAUAAAUAUGAAAGUUCCGCGACAUUGAUCUGGGAAAGGAAGCUGUGAAGUAAAAGGAAAUAAUUCUAAUGGAAUAAAAUUUCGGAAAAGAUAAGAAUAUAAUAAGUGGUACAUAGCACUAUAGAAGGCAGCUAAAAUUGUUGUUGUGUUUAAUAAAAAAUAAAUAUAUAUAUAUUUGUAUAACUGCUUAAAAGCUGUAAGAGUUCUCACCAGCGCUUGUCGGGAAUGGGCAGAUGUCAUUAAACUGCAAAAAAGUGAAUAUAAUAGAUAAAUAAAGGAAAGAAGACCUACAGAAACGCUGAAAGGCAAGCAAAGUGAAGUUUUUUUUGUCUGCAACACUUCAACUUGCCUUUCAUUUCACCAAAGUGCCCUCAAACGGCACAGAUUUCUAUUUGCGCGUAAGCUAUUUGUCGGAAAUCAGCGCACAAAUUAAGAUAUCCAAGAACAUUAGACAACGUAGAAUUGCAAAAAUACAUAAUAAAUGCUGAGUGUGCACAACAAAGCCAGUUAUACAAGAAAAGAAAAACAAAAGUGAGCGGAUAUAAAUUAUUCCAGUCAUUCAAGCAGCCGAACGAUCUAACAACGAUUACACUGUACGAAGCAACUGUCAAUAAAAGUCAUACAUCAACAACUAUUUGAACAGCAACGGUAAUAAUUUCGCGUGUUACAAGCCGUCAACUGCGCAGCAACUGCUUCAACGACGCAAAGCCUAGAGUAGCAGCAGCAGCAACAACAUGAAUAAAGCCGGCAAACAUAUACAGAGUGGUAUCGGUGUGAACACGUCACCCACCGCUGUCAACUCAGUCGGCGCAUUAUCCACACAAAAGAACGUCAUCAAUUCCAUAAUGAGUUUUUUACCCGACAAUCGACCCAUUACGUCGUUGCAAAUUGUUGAGGACUACGAGAAAUGCCCCAAGAAUUUCACACCCAUACAUCGUACUUAUGAUCAAGAUGCCGAUGCGGAUUUAUGGCGUGAAAAUAUACUCUUCGUUCGACACACGAAUACGCGCUAUUUAUGCUUAUCAAAGACUGAGGGCUUGCCAGAGUAUGUGGUGGAGACGCUCAAAGUGAUUCCUGAGAAGACACAACCACCCAAAGAGUUCUCGCUGCUUUCACGUACCGCCGAUACGGAACAGAAGGCGUGGCGUAAACGUCAAAUUGCCUACAAACUCACCAAACGCGGCAAUGUCACACAAGCAGUCACCGACAUAAUACUUUGUUCCAAAUUGAAAGUGGCACCGGAGGGUUUCAAGUUAGCUGGCGACAUAAAUGGUGUAUUGAUUUGUUACAAAACCAGCGCUAUACCGAUACGUUCGCCGCCACCCGUACCGCAGAUACCGAACGGUGGCAGUAUCGGUAAUGGCAGCAGUGAGGUGGAGAAAGCUUUGAAUCGUUUGAAUUUGAGUGGUGGUGCGGGUAAUUGGAGUGGCCCACCCAAUCAGCCGCUACCGCCUGUGCCUAGCGACCAUGACUACGAAGAAAUACAGACUUCAUAUCAAAUCAAAUCACCACAACGACCUGCACCGCGCCCACCAAACACAGCAAAUUGCGCCACGAACACAUCGGGACAUAGUGUCGGCACUUUGGGCGCCUACUCGGAAGUUGAGGGUGUGCCAUUUAUAAUAAAUCCAAUGCUAAAGCGUAUGACAGAUAGUGAAUUACCAACACUGCCACAAAUUGCGGACGUGCUUAAAGGACUCGAAUAUGAUUUUCAAUUAGAGCGACAAAUACUUUGCACUAUGAAAUCGUCAGCAUCGAAAAAUCCAUUCUUUAAAUGAACAACAGAAAACUAAUAUAUUGUUGAAAUUAACAAGAAUUUCAAACUAGUUGUUAUAAACAAUGUUAAGAAUUGACUAAAGAAUUUGAAACAGAUUUUGCGCGGAAAAAUUAUUGCAUGGAAAACCAAAAAAAAAAAAAAUUAAAUUAAAUAAUAAAAAAUGAAACUUAUGCUCGAAUGCACACCAGCGUUUACAUGACUGUAGCGUGUUUAAGAAAAAGCGUUAAAAAUCACAGUGAACCAAACUGCUUUUAAACUUUAUUAAAUUAUAUUCUAAAUUUUUUGUGUUCUAACAUUUUUCUAGUUAUAAAUUAUACAUUAUUUUCUAUUGAAAACUUUAUGUGCCACUCUACUAUAUAUGUCCAUAAUUAUUUUCUUUAUUAAUAAACAAUUUUUCUUAAAAGAUAUAAAUUAUAUAAAAAUACGUUACAUGUAAUUUAUCGUUUCUCUAUAUGUACUUGUGCCUUCCAGCAGUGUCCAAACAAACUAUUUUCCAUCCUAGUAAUCGUUCACCUCCUAACUAUGCACCCUGCAUAGUUUAUUAUGAUUUAUACUUUCAUUUCAUUAAAAUUUAAAUUAAUUUAGUUAUAAUUAAACAGCCUUCUUCGCUGUAACCACUUUAAUGUACACCAAUUAUUGUGAUCAAUUUUUGUCAUAACAAAAUAAAAAGUUUAUAAAUAAUA
Bactrocera oleae (olive fruit fly) is the source of this 2790-nucleotide messenger RNA. It is a transcript of the gene Mvb12, whose product is annotated as multivesicular body subunit 12-like Mvb12. NCBI's taxonomy places the organism in Eukaryota, Metazoa, Arthropoda, Insecta, Diptera, Tephritidae. Gene Ontology annotation, biological process: endosome to lysosome transport via multivesicular body sorting pathway; regulation of epidermal growth factor receptor signaling pathway; receptor catabolic process. The record is from RefSeq and is a predicted model, not a curated record. Gene Ontology annotation, cellular component: cytosol; ESCRT I complex.